Messenger RNA from Harpegnathos saltator (Jerdon's jumping ant), 3848 nucleotides. RefSeq names its product protein abrupt. Gene Ontology annotation, molecular function: protein binding; DNA binding. Gene Ontology annotation, cellular component: nucleus. NCBI's taxonomy places the organism in Eukaryota, Metazoa, Arthropoda, Insecta, Hymenoptera, Formicidae. The transcript is spliced from 4 exons. Bases 1 to 1110 code for a protein of 369 amino acids. The record is from RefSeq and is a predicted model, not a curated record. Gene Ontology annotation, biological process: regulation of transcription by RNA polymerase II.
AUGGAAUCUGAGAGUAACUUGUCUAAUCCGAUCAAUUAUCCGGGAGGCGUUCGACAGCAGUUCUGUGUCUCGUGGAAUUCCCAUCAGUCCAACAUGCACAGUGCAUUUCCAAAGUUGCUGAGCUCUGAGCAGUUUGUCGAUGUGACUUUGGCUUGUGACGGAGGCUCGAUAAAAUGUCACAGAGUUGUGCUGUCUGCCUGUAGUGACUACUUGGAGCGCUUACUGUUGGAGAUACCAUGCACUCAUCCCAUCAUUUUCUUGAGAGAUAUGAGAAUGUGGGAACUCCAAGCUCUAGUUGAGUUUAUGUAUCGUGGAGAAGUGUACGUCGAGCAACAACAACUAGCAAAAUUGAUGCAAGCGGCUGACGUUUUGCAAAUACGUGGUUUGUCCAAUCAGUGUGAUAACAACUCGAGCGACAGCAACACACAAAAUGAUUCUAACGCGCCUGUUACUCCGUCACCGCCUAUGCACGAUACUCCCAGUUUCAAGGUCGAGGAUACUUCAACCAACAGUGGUAAUAACUCCAAUUUCCUCCCGUGUUCGGCGAUGGCGACGACUAGCUCAGGAAACAGCUCCUCGCACACCGUCACGCCCGUUCCACAUAAUUCCAAUUCGUCAUCCAACUUUGUGAACAUGGAACACAGUGAGGCAUUGCAGCAUCUGGAGAAAGCUCUAAGCGCAUGCGAGGCCACACUUACCGAAACUCCGGGUAUGGUGAAGAUGGAGCCAGAUGAACAAUUUACUCAACAACAAGAAAUCAAACCGUAUUCCAUUAGUAUGGUAUCCACUAACAAUUGCAGUAACCCUACCAGCCCAUUCCCCGCUAUCGAAGGUUAUCAGAGACGACAGAGGCGCUCUGAAGAGGAACUUAAGCAAGCUUCAGAUAUGGUGGCACGCGGCAUGACGUUUCAAGUAGCUUCGGAAAAGUACAACAUACCGAUCAGCACAAUCCGUUUCUACAUGGUUAGGAAGGGCAUCUUGCAGAGGCGAAAACGCGGCCGCGGCUCGAGCAACCUCGGCAUGAACAGUCAACCGGAUAGUCCUGCCAGUCCUCCGUACCAUAUGAUGAAUUACCGUUUGCCGGAGAGCCUAAAUUCCAGCCUACCGUAGUGCUGUACAAAGAAGAGUAGUUUAUUAUAUGAGAUAUAAUUUAAAGAGAAAAGGAAGAAGAAGAAGAAGAAGCAGUUAAAGCAAUUAGGAAAGAUGAAGAAAUAGAAGAAGAAGAGGAAGAAGGAGAAAUUUGACUAUGUCAGAUAUAACCGAUAUUUUUUUAAUGACCUCAGAAUGUUUUGACGAGUAGACACAUCUCCGUAGUGUAAGUUAUUUUUUAUUACAUCAUAUAUUUAUAUGAUUUAGUGAAGCGCAUCUUACUCUCUCAUUAAGUUGUCUGUGGCAUCUGUAACAUCGUUAACGCAUAUGUAUACCGAGUAUUUAUCCUCCCUUUUUUUUUCGUUUUGUAAUUUAAAUAAGCCUUUAUGAUGGAAAUUAUACGGCGGUACUUUGUAUCCUGCUGCAUCAGGAGAGUGACGCUUAAAAGAUCAAAAUGUAUACAAAUUGUAGAAAGACAACGGGACUUGUCCACAAACGAUUAGUCACUAUGUUUAAGACUGGUAACACGUGGCUAACAUAACCAGACAAAGUCUUAGACACACAGCAAUCCUCAAUCUAUUAUACAGAUAUUUUUGUAGGCACUUUGUCGAGGAAAGUUUCUUCUUUCUGCCUUUAUUCUAUAUACCUUGAUAACUUAUACAGUGUAAGAGGACCGGUAUUUAUUCAAAGUUUACCAUUUAGCUUUGUUGAACAUCACAAGAGAUGAACGAUCAUGACGUAUGUAGUGUAAUGCUUUUUACAUGCUAGUGUACAAAUGACAGCAUUUGUAAUUGAUGAUAAGAAUUACCGGUGUCCGUAAAAAUCACAAGAUCGGCUCUUCUCGUUAUUUUUACGAAUACUGGUUCUGCCUUUUCAAAGAGGUUUAAUUAUAUGACAACAACUGUGGCGCAUAUAAUGUAAUUGUAACGGUGUAUUGCCUUUGUUAAAUAGCAUUUGGAUAAAGCCAUAUUUUUCCAUGCAACGCAAUAAUCCAGCAAAGUAAAUUACAAUAACUGAGAAGCAGCCUAAAAAUAGGAAAGAGUGCCAGAUAUAUACACAAAAAUAAUAAAAAAAAAAUGGACAUGAACAAUAACACAUAGAGGAUAAAGUAAAGUUUACUAUCACUUAGAAUGUAACUGCCUUUCUCUGGCCUCAUACCGGAUCAUUAAUUUAUUUAUAUUAGACAAUAUGCAAGAUACGUGUGUGUAAAGGGAAAAAAGUGAACUAAUCUAACUUUAGAGAGCUUUGCUAGAGCUUCUAUUACUUGCAGUAAGACUGCUGCCAUCCGACUGAUAAAUGACGUUUUCAAGAUUCAAGUUGAACAUUUAAUCCAGCAUAUGUCACAGAUCUUAUUGUAACUUGUAUUUAUUCUCAUUUAAUCAUUUUCUACGUGCGAUCAUACGUACAUUAAUCAGUUGUCUUCUUUUGUUUGCAAGAUAUCGAGAUAUCGGGAGAGAAAGAAAACAAAAAGAGAAUAAUUAGUCACAUAUUGGAUAUUAAUGAUGUUAAUGUGAACUAAAGGAGAGAAGAGGGAAAAAAAAAACAUGACUUACAAUUGUUGCCUGUUGCAAUGUCCAGACAGUUGAGGUAAUGACUUACUCGUAUAUAGCAUUCUUUCCGAGAGAAUCAGUAUCGUGUAAAUCAUUGUUCUAAGAGUUCCAGUUGACAAAGGUUUUAUACGGAUCUAUUAAACCAGUAUUUCAAACCAAUGAGAAAUAAUUAGUUUUCUAUAAUAAUACAUAAUACAUUUUAUGUGAAUUUAGUACAGUGCUUAAGUCAGUAAUGCUCAGCGUAUCUAACAAAUAUUUUUAGUGGAAGUCCGUGUCAUACUCACAUGUAUCAUAAUGUCUUAAAGUAUGUAACUAAACCACAAUCAAAGAAGUGUGAACGAUACUUAAUGACUAUUAUCUCAUAGCCACUAUUGUAGCAGUAAAUAUAUAGGUAGCCACUUUGAGGCAGUUUAUAUUAUAUUUAAUUACAUGAUACUAUAUAUAUAUUGCUUUGGUCUCUCCGUUUUUAUGAUGGUAUUAUUAUUUGUAGAUAGAAUCCUUAAAAGAAAAAAAAAAGCUCUAUAGAGUCGAUUUUGAACCUCGUAUCACUUAUUUUUAAGUCUUUUUUACAGUUACCGAGAUAAAUACCUAAUGUGAAUUAAAUAGGCAAUGCAAUUAUAAAAGUCCAACACAUACACACAGAGAUGAGAUAGAUCUGUUUGCGUAUCAGUGCGUUUACGAUGGUCAUUUUGUUAUCUCUCGGACUAUAUGCACAUACGAUUAUAUUGCAUCGUACUUUUGGCAACGCUGAACAGUAUAUAUUUGUAUAAGUUGUAUUUUUAUGUGUCCCAUUUUUUAGCUUAAGUUUUUAAUAUUAUAAUUCGGAUUAUGUACGGCUGCGUGCGGUAAGCUUCUCGAGGUAACGCGUCGUGAACGCGAGUGAGCGUAAUUCGAGGGCAUGUCGGAAGCUUUGAAAUCGUCGUUUCAAUCAGUAUCACGAUAUCAUGAUUGAAAUCUUUUUCAUUGAUAGGAAUUCGCACGUACAUAUUGUAAUGUUUAUUAUAUAUAUAUAUAUGUGUAACUCUUCUUCGUUUGAGAUUGAUCUGUACUUUGUGCUCCUUCGUGUUACGUCGGGAAAUGUACUCCGGACGAUCUCGCAGAUAACCGACGUAUUAAUUAUCUUCCUGGAAAUGUAAAUCUUUAACAGACGAUUGCUUGCCUAUUUACGAUCGCGCGAGUGGAAAUUAAAUGCUUUGAUGUUUUCGUAAA